Molecule: messenger RNA, 4628 nt
Organism: Planococcus citri (citrus mealybug)
Lineage: Eukaryota; Metazoa; Arthropoda; Insecta; Hemiptera; Pseudococcidae
Product: homeobox protein caupolican-like
Exons: 7
Coding region: 551-2344 (597 amino acids)
Biological process (GO): regulation of transcription by RNA polymerase II; neuron differentiation; cell development
Cellular component (GO): nucleus
Molecular function (GO): DNA-binding transcription factor activity, RNA polymerase II-specific; RNA polymerase II cis-regulatory region sequence-specific DNA binding
Source: RefSeq, a predicted model, not a curated record
UCUCAGGGAGGUCCUUUACCACAAUACAAGGUCCACGUUAAGUUACUACACGUUUUACUCGGUAAUGCACAAACAUUUCGCGAAUGCUGUGUAUCUCGAAACCCUGUGCAAAUUCGCAAAACUCGCGUUCGCGCGUGAUUUAUGAGCAGAUACGCGAUGACGUAAAAUAAAUUUUUAGCAAACUUUUUUUUGUUAAAUUCUCGUUUAAUUUUAUUUACCUACUUAUAUUUUAUUUUCAUUUUUUUUCCGUUCAGAUAUUUAAUUUAAUUGAAGUUUUGAAGUGAAUUAUACCUACUUAUUCAGUGUUUUUUUCAUGAUUUUUUCCAACGUACCGGUAAUAAUUUAUUCUGUUUCAAAUUUUAUUCUCGAUUGAGUAAAAUUUUAAUUUUUUUUUGCAUUUGUGGCAAAUUUACGUAUUCGCAUAUUUGGCUUUUAAUAUUCCAGUGAAUUGUGUUUUAUUAUAUUUUUCAUCAUUAUUUAAUAUCACUGUAUCGUUAUAAAUUUAUUCGAUUUGGAGCAUACAGAUACGUACUUUGAAUUUUAAAUCAAAAUGGAUAACGGUUGUUGGGAUAGUUCCAGAAUUAGUCCACUCUUUCCAUCUUGCAAUCAAAUGACACUUAGAAGUCCAGACGAGAAUCCCACCUAUACGCCUUACUCUCAGGUUCUGGUAUCUAGUGAAGGACUCUCACCUCCUGCCGGGGCCGGAGGCCCUGGCAGCACCACCGGCAGCACCGGUGGCGAAGUAUCCCCUUGCUACGGCAGCAAUAACAGCGGAAGCGGCAGCGGAUGCUGUGAAAAUGGAAGACCUCUAGUCAGCGAUCCCGUAACAGGUCAGCCAGUAUGUUCUUGUCAAUACGACUCGGCCAGACUAGCUGCCCUUUCAACCUACCCAAGACUGACCACAACUGCUGGCGUUUACGGAACGCCUUAUCCCUCUACAGACCAAAAUCCAUACCCCAGUAUAGACAGCUCGCCGUUUUAUUCAACAUUGGGAACUCCAUAUGGAAUUAAAGAUGGAACCAGCGGACCGGAAAUGUCAGCUUGGACUAGUGCAGGCUUACAAACGACGCCCGGAUAUUACCAUUAUGAUCCCGCAAUGGCGGCUUACGGAUACGGUACCAGUUACGAUUUAGCAGCCCGUAGAAAAAAUGCUACCAGGGAAUCGACAGCUACGCUUAAAGCUUGGUUAAACGAGCAUAAGAAAAAUCCCUAUCCUACCAAAGGAGAGAAAAUAAUGCUAGCCAUAAUUACUAAGAUGACCUUAACGCAAGUUUCAACUUGGUUUGCAAAUGCUAGAAGAAGACUGAAAAAAGAAAAUAAAAUGACGUGGGAGCCGAAAAAUAAAACCGAAGAUGAUGACGAUGCCAUGCUGUCAGAUUGUGACGAUAAAGACAAAGACGACGGAUCCGUUGAAGAUGAUAGAAUCAAAGAUAAUCGAUUAAAUAAUGAUGGUCUGAUGCAUGUAAAACCAGAGCACGGAAUUAAAGAGCUAGACGACGACGACGAUCUGGAGGAGGACGAAGACGACGAUCGUAAACCGAACGAUAUGCUAGGCCACCAUCACCACCAUCACAUGCUGCCAGGGCAACCGAUGCAUCGCCAGCAUCCGCAUUCGAUGUACAUGAAAGACCAAAUCAGCAAACCACCGGCGGGCUCGGUCGACUGCGGAAUACCGUUACCAGCAUCCAAGCCGAAAAUAUGGUCGUUGGCGGAUACAGCGGCAUGCAAGACGCCGCCGCCUUUGCAUAUGCAACAGCCUAGCUGGUGCUCAUCGAGCACUCCGACCGCUGCGACCAAUCCGCCGUACAUGAAUAACGUACGGAACGGAUUCAUUAGUCCGGGCUCGGGUGCGGCCGCGUACUCGUCCAGAUACGGCGGCUACUACAGCGGAAACAGCUCCGGAGGAUGCGCCGGAAGCGGCUCGUCCGGCUUUCCGGAUGUGCAAACGGACACUCCUCCGCAGACCCCACCGAACAUGAAACUGCCCAGUGUCGCCGGCAAUUUAAUGAACGGUUCUUCCAACGUCGCCUUUGGUUCGGCUAAUUCUCACCUAUCUCCACCUACGGUUAAUGGCUACCCGCCGCCGUCGCAGCAACCUCAUCCUCCGCCGCCGUCCCAUUAUACCGCCAAUUGUUAUAGUCAGUUGCCUAAUUCGCCGCAAAAAGAUAAGACUAAAUUGAAUAAUUCCAACUUUCAUCCGCCAAAUCAAAAUUUUCUAAAUCACCAGCCUUCGCCGUUGCCGAAUAACACUGCUCAGUCUCCGAACGAAGAAACCGCCUUUAAGCCGUUUUAUAAAAACGUUAAUUCGGAACCAAUAAACGGUGCAUUUGCAGCGACAGUGUAACCUUAAUGGAAAAAAGCUCUGGUAUAAACACUGCCCAUAUGUUUUUCGAUUUUCUGCUCUUACUGUCGAUAUUUAAUGCAAGUAUUCGAGAAGAACGAAACAUCAUUGUGAGAUUGAUCGAGUUCUCGUAACCGGUUCAAAAAAAAUCAUCAACGUCGAAGCACCGGGUGCAACUGGUUCCCAAUUCGGAUAUUUAAUUUAAUAUUUUGUCUUUUUUUUUUGUUUGUUUUAAUGGUAUAAAUAUCGGGAAUUAAAAUUCGUAUAAUGUGUAUAAAAAUAUUCGUCGAUAAAGAUAUCUACUUAUAGGUACUUAACUGUUCUAAGGUAUUUCGUGAUUUGGUAAUUAAUUUUUCGGAUUUUGAAACUUUUUCGGAUGAAAUUUUUGUCGAAUUUAUUAUGCAGUUAUUUUUUUCUUAAUUCUUGUAUGUACCUAAAAUGAUCCUUAUUUUUGUUAAUUCGUUCCAAACGCUUUUUAAAAGUUGGCGUGAUGCAUUUUUGAUCUCAAAUAACUUUCUUAUAAAGUAAAAUGCCACGCUAAUGCAAUUUCUCACACAAAUUCGUAGAAUAUAGGGUACUAUGCAUAUAAGAUAUGUAAAUUUGCAAUUUGUGCGUAGAAUUAUCGUCUGGUUAUUAAUACAAUGUACAGUUACGUUCAAUUGAAUUGAAUUAAAAAAGAAGAAAAACCUGAUUUCGAUCAAAUUAUAGCAGCAAUUUUUCACGUAGAAAUUUUUUUCCUACGAGUUGUCAACAUUUACUCACACCAGCUCAAAAAAUUUGGCCACAAUCCAACAAUUUAAAAUGAAAAUUGCAACAGAAUCAAAUCGAGUUGUGUGUGAGAAAAAGAAAGCAUUUUUUUUAUAUUUGGUACACAAAGGCAUUAAGGUUAAUGCGUUUAUUCAGAAAGGUUAUCAAAAUACCUAUGCCAUUUCGAUUGAUAUUUCUAAAUUCCUGAAACAUUUUUUCAUCGAAGAAAUUUUUUUCUCCACAAAUAAAAAUCGUACCUCAAGGAAUAUGUGCUUACUUUGUACUCAACUCGAAAUAGGUACUGAAAAUAGUAUUCUGUUGUACUGUGCAGAGCUCGUAUGAUAUUGUAUCCUAUCUACAUUUCUGAAAAAUACAUUUUGCUCGCUACGACCAAAUAAAAAAUCACGACGACGUUAUAGGUUUGCUCGCGUAUUACGAUGUCUACAACACUGCAUGUCCGACCAGCACGAAACUAAACACGAAUUGUAUUUUAAUAUUGUAAAUCAUUAUAUACUUGGCAGGCUUCGGCUAGAAUUUCUUAAUCACCCUGUACUGUUCACGUACCUAACCGGUAUAUUGAAAUACUUGGAAAAUUCAACUCUGUCGCCGGAAAAAUAUAAAUACCUGGUAUAUUUUUUUGACUUUAUACCAUAUGCGUUGAAAUUAUUUAAAAAAUUGUGGCAUUUGUUUUUAUGUACCUAAUCAAGAAUUCAUGUACCUAUUUCAAUUUUUGAGCUUUUUUUUUUAAUGUGAGGAUAAUAAAACUUCAAAUUUUAAUAUACUUACCUAUCUAAGAUCACGACGAAUACACGACACAUAAUUAUACGAAUAUUGAUUCUUUUUCCUUGUUAAUUAUAAAAAUGAAUUUACCGAAUGUGGUACAUAAAAUUAUAAAAUUUAGUGCAAAUAUUUUAUUUAUUGUUAAAUGUUUUCUUUUCGUAUUUUGCGCUUACCUAUUUUUGCAUAUUGUAUUUGGCAGCCAUCAUAUAGAUGUCGCGGCUGUAAUGUUGUAUAUUGAUAUUAUUUUGUUGUUGUAUAAGUUGUAUUGUCUUAGUUUGUUGAGUUAUUUACUUUGGAUGAAGGAAUAUAUAGCUUUAAUGUCCGUUUUACACAUAGUUUAUUUACACCUAUUAGGUACAAUCAUCGAGUCAAUGAAUACGUUUAAUCAAAUUUUUUACGAUUUAAGAGUCUUUAUCCGGCGCCUCAUCUCUCCUUCAAAUUUUACAUUGUGUACAUACCUACGUACCUAUCUUCCUACCUACCUACCCGAGCUAUAUAGCUGAAAAUGAUUGUGCAUGUGUAUAUAUAAAAAAUAUACCUAUCUACCUAUUUGUUUUGUUGUACAUGAAUGUAAAUUAUGUAAGCACUUUUAAAUUAUAAAUGUAUACCUCGAAUUGAUGAAAUAUUUUUAUCUGUUACAAAAAAGAUGGAAAACAAUGCGACAAAUUGUGCAAUCAUUAACAUAUAAACUUAAUAUGCGAAAAGUUUUACUGUAGAUAAUAUCAAAAUAAAUAACUUUUGUUGAUUUUUUUUAUUUGGA